UAUAUAAAGCAUCCCCCUUCUUGUCCGUUUCCGUUUCCAACUUCCCCCAGUCCAAAUCCCUCCUCUCUCUCUCUGCGUUUCUUCGAAGUUUUCCGCUCUCGAUUCCAUCGCAGAGUCUCGCCUGGUGCUUCCACGAAGGUACGUACUUCUCCAAUUUCGCUGCUUUUUCCUUUUCUCCCCAUCGAAACCCCCUUAUUUCUACCUCUAUUUUUUUCACUAUCGGAUCGAAUUCUCGCGGAUAAGGGAAGAGAGAGAGGGAAGUGUAAUAUUAUAUCGCAUGACGAGCGCUUCGGAGCUGUUCUACACCAGGAGGUCGUCGCGCCUGAACCCCCGCAACAGUCUCGACCUAGAGCUUGACGGUGAUCGAAUUUUCCACCACCACAGCCUCGGCAACGGCAGCACUCGCCGACACCACCACUUCCACCACCAUCACUCAACCCUCCAAAAUCACAGCAACAGCAUCAACAACAAUACUCGUCGCGAUCAUCGUCACGAUGCGGACGGCUGUGAUCCCCUCCGUCGAUCCCCCCUAGUCAGGCAUCAGCCUUCUCCUCGCCCUUCCGCUUCGGAGCGCGAUACAGUUCCUCUUGAAGAAGGAAGCAACCAAUUAUCCUCUGGAAACAUCAUCAAUUUGGACAAUUUGGGUGGCAUACCGAACAGCCAUAGAUUAAACGGGAAUGACAGGCUUCCUGGAGCUGUACUACUUGCAAGGGAAAGGCUACUUGAGAGAUUGAGAAGUGUGUCUCUAUCAAGAAACAGGCGAAACAAUAGGGCUUCACCAGCUUUCAAUCGCACCGAUCUCAUAUUAGGAGACGACUAUAGCCUCAUUGAUGCAGGGGAUUGGGAGACUGACAAUUCGGGUGAGUGGCUAGCCGGAGGCCCGCUCAUCACUGACUCAGCACCUCAAAUAGAGCAGCUGUUAGUGCCGCCACAACGAACAACCAAGAGACCUCCUGGGCUCACUCAGGUGGAACUCAACUGUUUACAGCUGGAGGUUUUCAAUCAAUCCAAAUGCAGUGUUGAAGGGGAAAUUUUGCGGGCAUCACGCGAAUGCAGUAUCUGUCUAGAGAGUUUUGUGGAAGGAGAUGAGCUGAUGUGUUUGCCAUGUGCGCAUAGGUUCCACUCCAGUUGUUUGGAUCCCUGGGUUCGGACUUGUGGGGAUUGCCCAUACUGUCGAAGGGGCGUAGUUUAUAAGUAACUUGCCGUGUAUAGAGCGAUGAACAAACUUAUACGCCUUCCGUGGGAUGUUUUUUUGUAUCUGGGUUUUGAGUUUUGGAACUUCACCUGAGAGUGCUGUUGACUAUAAAUGUAAACUUUCUCCUUUGUCUUAAUUUAGUUGCAACUCAGGACGAAGCCAAAUGCAACUGAAAUCCUCAACUUUUGGCAUUUAAUGAAAUUGGUUUCUUUCUCA
Messenger RNA from Rhododendron vialii, 1411 nucleotides. RefSeq names its product probable E3 ubiquitin-protein ligase RHY1A. The coding region runs from base 278 to 1198 and encodes 306 amino acids. The transcript has 3 exons. The record is from RefSeq and is a predicted model, not a curated record. NCBI's taxonomy places the organism in Eukaryota, Viridiplantae, Streptophyta, Magnoliopsida, Ericales, Ericaceae.